This is a messenger RNA of Ruditapes philippinarum (Manila clam), 3830 nucleotides long. Its product is annotated as retinoblastoma-associated protein-like. NCBI's taxonomy places the organism in Eukaryota, Metazoa, Mollusca, Bivalvia, Venerida, Veneridae. The coding region runs from base 150 to 2816 and encodes 888 amino acids. The record is from RefSeq and is a predicted model, not a curated record. Gene Ontology annotation, cellular component: chromatin; nucleus; Rb-E2F complex. The transcript is spliced from 26 exons. Gene Ontology annotation, biological process: cell morphogenesis involved in neuron differentiation; cell differentiation; neuron projection development. Gene Ontology annotation, molecular function: RNA polymerase II transcription regulatory region sequence-specific DNA binding.
CGAACAAACCUGUAAUGGCGCGCUUUUGGCUUUUGUCAACAUUGUCAAAAUUGCAAAGCUUCAUAUGGACUUUAGGAAUGUAGAAGGAGAUUGUUUUACCCUAAAACUUAACAUUCUUACUAAAAUACGUUAAUUUCUAAAAUAUUACAAUGGAUGAUUCGGUGGAAAGCUCCAAUAAAGGGUCAACAGCAGAAGAAGAGUUUGAAAGAUUAAGCAAAGUUUUGAGUGUCUCGGCCGAGGUGAAGACGAAGGCAUGGGAUGUAUGGCAAGAGUUUGUUUCUAAUACAGAUCAGUCAAACUUGAGGAAUGGAAUCACUGAUUGGUUAAUGUUGGCAAUAUACACAGCAGUGAUUGAUUUAAGUGUAUCAACAAAGGAAGAAGUUGUUAUAUAUUCGAGGAAACCAGACGGUAGUGUAGAUGAUUGUAUUGCAUAUCCUAGCCUUACACUGACAAGUAUCUUACAGCAAUGUGGCAGCAAUGUGAUAACAUUUACGGAGAAGAUGAGGAGGUUUAGGGAGGAAGUUAGGUUGAGCGAGGCAGUGAGGCGGCAUGUAAUGAGGGUAGAAAAACAAUACUGUAUAUCAUCACCACUUUAUCAGAAAUUUCACAGGGAAUGGGGGACGGUUUUCAGAGAGGAAGAAAGGAGUGCUGUACCGUUCAAUCAAGAAGGUACUAACUACCGGAAGGAAUUGUGUUGGACUCUUUUCCUUAAUGCAAAAGAGAGAUUGAUGCCUGACAGUCAUGAGUUAAUCCACCUGUAUUAUAUGUUACUCACAUGUCUAGAAUUUGUAUUGAGAGAUACCCCAUCUUUCCAGCUUCACCCUCCAUUUGACAUGAUGAAAUUAAAGCACAUGGAAAAUUUGGACGAGAACGAGUUGAGCAAGGCCAUCUUGAAGAAAUUGUCUGAACACUUCCUGACAAGUUAUGAUGAGUUGAUAGCCAUGCAAACGGAAACAGAACCAUUCUUUCAAAGUUUGAAAACAAAAAAUGGUGACAUAGAUGUUUCACAGUUGAAGCACAUAUAUGAGGAGAGAUAUAGAGAGCAUGGUGGACUGAAUGAGCUGCUGUUUCUGCAGAACGAUCCACAUCUUUUACCAAAUAGUAACAAAUCACAAUCAAGUGUAAUAACACCCAGUAAAGAAUGCCCUGUGACCCCUAUACGAGCUGCCAUGAACAGUAUACAAGAGUUAAACAACACAUUGUCUUCAUCGCAAGAAGAGCCAUGCUCCCAGUUGAAAAAUUAUUUUCAGAAAUGUUCAUGUAACCCUGAGGCCUCUAUAAUCAGUAGAGUGAAUAAGUUUAGACAGCAGUUUUGUGAAAUUUACGUCCUGAAAACAAACAGCUCACAGAGAAGUAUUGCUGAACAACGGUUUAAGCAAGCAGGCUGUCUGUACUACAGAGUUAUGAAAAUGCUUCUUGAUAUGGAGACGGAGCGACUGUCACAGAAUGAUUUUAGUAAACUGUUGAAUAACGACACUUUCCAUAGAUCAUUGCUGGCUUGUUCUGUAGAAAUAGUAUUGAUCACCUACAAUAUCUCAUGUUAUCCAUCCCGGUGCAGACCAGAGUCUGAAGAUUACGUUUUUGCCUUUCCCUGGAUAUUAGAUGUCUUCCAUUUGUUUGCGUAUGAUUUUUACAAAGUUUUGGAGAGUUUUAUAAAAGUGGAGACAAAGUUAACAAGAGAAGUUGUUCAGCAUUUGACUUGCAUUGAGAAUAAAAUCCUUGACAGUAUAGCUUGGAAAACAGGUUCACCAGUUUUUGAGGCAAUAGAAAAGUCAGAGACAAUAAAUACAAAUUUUAUAUCACCAUGCGAUGCGGUUAACGGAAAUGGUUCCCAUUCAACAGCUGCUGAACUUUACCUAUCACCUGUUCGAGGACAGAGAACACGGGGGACAUUACAAGAAAAUGUGACAUCACCAGCAAAAUCCACACAGCCUGCCGCUGGGAACCAGUCUAAAGAUAGUUCACAACCAAAACCUGUAAACAGUUCUAAAAGAUCACAUUCACUGAACAUGUUUUUUAAUAAAGUGUGCAGACUGGGUUACCACAGAUUAAUAACACUUUGUGAUCUUCUUCAUGUGCCAAAAGAUACUCAACAAAAGAUUUGGACAUGUUUGGAGUUUUCUAUAACAAGUUGUCCCCAGUUGAUGAUGGAUCGACAUUUAGAUCAGAUUAUGAUGUGCUCACUGUAUGGUAUAUGUAAAGUGUCAGAAUGUGACAUCAAGUUUAAGGAUAUUGUGAAAUGUUACAGCAGUUUGACUCACGCUGAUCCUAAGGUAUACAAACAAACGUUGAUAAAAGAUCAGCAGUAUGAUUCUAUCAUCAAUUUCUAUAACAUUGUCUUCAUGCAGACCAUGAAAAAUUUCAUUCUACAGUUCGCAAAACCAGCUCAACCAAACUUAUCACCUGUGCCUAGACCUGUAGCUUCAUCAUUAAAUACAUCCCCUGUCUACAGGAUACAGGGUAGACAGAAUUUUUAUGUGUCCCCACUGAAAGUAUCUCCAUUUAAGUCUAUCCAAUCACCAGGCAGUAUGACACCUAGAUCUCGACAGCUGUACAGUUUCGGGGACUCGCUUGGGUCCUCGAUGAAGUUGAAGAGCAUAAAUGAGAGUCUAUCAGCAUUCAAGUCUCGAAAUAACCAGCCAUGUGUAACUGCUCAAUCUAGACCAGUAGGAAAAAGACUGAGCUUCGAAAAUACAGAUGACAAUCGGCAAAAUAGCCCUAAGAGUACUGAUGAAUGUAGUCCAGCGGUUGUGGUAAAGAAAAAACGAGUUGUUCCACCAAAAGCCAACACAGCAAAUUCAACUGCAAAACACUGACAUAGACACAGUCAUAGAAACAGGAAAAUAAAUUUGAUGUAAACAGAAGUAAGUUAAAUGAAAUAUGAGACAGUACUUUACAGCAGAACAUAUAUGACAACGUGGUGGAAUAUCUAUUUAUUUGUGGGAUUGCUGAUUACUGUUCAAGACUUUUAACUUUAAUAGAUAUGAGUUGCCAUCAUUGAUCAUCUUGCUCACUGGAAGAAUAUUCAUGCCUGUACAUUAAGAAUUACUAUGCUGGGCUUAUGUUCACAUCUUUAAUUCUUACAGAAAUUAUGUCAAAGUUUGAUUAAUUUUGAAAAGAUUUAUGGAUAUAUGCUUGUAUUAGGCAAUAUGCAAUUGGUUGAUAUUAUAAGCCUGUAUUGGGCUCUGUGAAAAUUGUACAGGAAGAUAAAAGCAAGUAUUGGGCUGCCAGUAAUAAUUACAUGUAAGUCUACAUUGGGUUGUCUGUAAUUGGUAAAUAUAAGCAAGAAUUAUUUGCUCGUAAUUGGUAGAUAUAAGCCAGUAUUGGGUUGCCUGUAGUAAAUAAAUAUAAGUCAGUAUUGGGUUACCUGUAUUUAGUAAAUAUAAGCCUGUAUUGGGUGUCUGUAGUUGGUAAAUGUAAGAUAGUAUUGGGCUGUCUGUUAUUGGUUGAUGUAAGCCAGUAUUGGCCUACCAGUAAUUGGUAGAUAUAUAAGCCAGUAUUGGGCUGCCAGUAAUUGGUAGAUAUAAGCCAGUAUUGGGCUGCCAGUAAUUGGUAGAUAUAAGCCUGUAUUGGGCUGAUAGUAAUUGGUAAAUAUAAGCCAGUAUUGGGCUGAUAGUAAUUGGUAUAUAUAAGCCAGUGUUGGGCUGCCAGUAAUUAGUAAAUGUAAGCCAUUUUAUGUCUGUGGAUAAUGGAUAGAAUUUUUGUUAUCUUGAUUAAUAUUGCACCAAAGUAAGUAACUGGAAAGAAUGAUGUUUGUUUAUUGCCAAUAAAGCGCAUAUUGCAUGUGCAAAAUCAUGGUUAAACUUAACUUAAAUAGCAGUUGAACAUUA